GCAUCGACAACGACCCGGAUCAAAAAUGAUUGGUUUAUGGACUUUUCCGCAUUGAUAUCUCUUCGCUACUUGUAACUAACUAGUACGAAGGAAAAAAACAGAACACACAUUUCAUCUGUUUCACUCCACUUGUCUUUUCUCUAUCAUUCUCGGAAGUUUUUGGUCUUGUUUUUGUGCUGAAAUUUGGUUUCACCUGUAUUUUCCCCCCCCUUUUUUCUGGGUUAAUUUGAAGGUCUACGGAAGAAGACAAGUGUUUUAUAUUCUUAUCUGGCUUUGGGUUUUGUUUUGCGCACUUGGAAAAGAUGAUGCUGCAUUAUCUUCAGCCCGCGAAGCUCCAAACCAAGAAGCUUGUUUUUGAGGAUGUUUUUUCUGCACGUGAUUGUUCCACACUUGAACAUCUGAAAGAGUUGAGCUCCAGGCGUAGAUUAAUUGAGGAGUCCAUUAAUCAGAGCAGCUCCAUUACUGAGGCUAUUGCAAGAGAAAUGUCUGGAGGCUUGACUUCUCAAUGUCUAAGGGACCUUAAGAAACUGGAACAAUACCUGCCAUGGUUGGAAACGUUGAUUUUUAAUGUCGAUUUGGUCUGCAGCAACCACCAUGUUGUUCAUUGGAUUUCGGAACUGAAGAUCCGUUGGAGCAGCACUCUUAGCUCAUCAUCUUUUUUUAACCUUAGGGGUCCAAAGCUUUUUCAAAUUGAUAAUCUACAUUAUGAGCUUGGUAUGACCCUUUACCUUUAUGCUGCAUUGCUUCGGGAGAGGGCUGUAGAAAUUCUUCCAACAGAUUUGGUGCAAUCUGCCACUCUUUUCAGAGAAGCGGCUGGUAUUUUUCAGCAUCUUGCUCAUGAUGUUUUCCCCUCUUUACAAUCUACACAGUCUGUAGAAAGGCCACCAGAAGCCACUCCAUCCAUGUCUACUGUUAUGAGCCUAAUUUGCUUGGCUGAGGCCCAGGCUGCAACCAUAAGGAGGGCUGAAGAGAAAGGAACUACUGUUAGUCUUUUGACAAAGCUGCACUACGGUAUUACAGAGUUACUUGGUGAAGCCACUGCUAUUCUAUAUUCAAAUACUGGAGAGUGCAAAGAUAUUUCAUCGCACUUCUUGGAAUUUCUAUCAACUUGCAAAGCUCUACAUGAGUUAAGAAGUUUGAAAUACCUUGCAGAAGAGCUAAAGAUAGCUGACCAAGUUGGGGUUGCUGUUGGAGUUCUUCGUGAUGCAUUAAACAAUGUGAAAAAGAAAGUUCCAGGAGAAGAAUCAUGGAGAUCCAUAUUUAGAAAAGAAAUUGAUGAUGCUGCUGAUAUGCUACGCAAACUCGAACGUGAGAAUGAUUUUGUCUGGCAGGAGAAGAUCCCCUGUGGCGAUGAGUUGCCACUGCCACAAGGUAAGAAGAUUGUCGAUGCUAAACCUUAUAACCCCAAAAGAUUGGAGAAAGAACUUAUUUUCAAGAUAUAGAUGUACAUACCUUUUGUACAGUAAACCCUAUAUUGGUUUUAAGGGAGGAACAGUCACUAGCUUCUUGAGCUUCUUCUCCUUCCUAAAGUGCCAGAAGGAGAGAUGCAUUGUUUUUUAAACCACUACCAGCAAAUUCUUUUUCUUCUUUAUUUUUGUAAUUAAACAGGCCAUCUAAACAAGAGAUUACGGUUUGUUAAAUACCGAAAGGGCCAAGGUUUUGCCGAGUUUUUGAACUGUAUUUUGGAAGGCUUUUGUAAUAUUUGGUAGAUUAUACUACUAUUGUAGUAGUGAGUAGUGGCAUAAAAACAGAAUAGCCAUGACAGUAAAAUUUCUGUCAUAAAUGUUCAUUUAAAAUCUGCCAUAUUUUUCAGUUCCUAAUAGCACAUCUCAGCUGGACCUCUCUGUUGCUUUUCAUCUUCAAUAUUGAUUUAAGCAGCAAGUCUCUUAUUGUAAUAGAAUUAAGAGUGGUGAAGUUGCAUCAUGGCAGCAAAGCAGAGGCCCCUGAGUUAAGGCUUAAA
Messenger RNA from Theobroma cacao (cacao), 1960 nucleotides. RefSeq names its product Endosomal targeting BRO1-like domain-containing protein. The record is from RefSeq and is a predicted model, not a curated record. Lineage: Eukaryota; Viridiplantae; Streptophyta; Magnoliopsida; Malvales; Malvaceae.